AUGAGUAUUGAGAACAACCAAGUCAACGUAUCGAAGCCUGAGUGUAUUCAAGAGUCGUCUAUUGCUACCAAUGUGGAUCCCCAUGAUAAGUCUCAAUCUAUAGGGCGUGAAGAUGCCUUGGGUUUUGCCCACCGCUACCACGGCCCAUCCGUUGUCCGGGCAUUGGAAUCGGACCAGCUGAACGGCCUCUCCAACAAUGAGGCUAAAGCCCGCCUCGACAUCUAUGGACCCAAUCAGCUGGACAGUGGCGAGAGUGUGAAUGCUUUUCGCAUCCUCAUGAAUCAAAUCGCAAAUGCUAUGACGCUCGUGCUGAUUAUUGCCAUGAUUGUCUCUCUUGCUAUCCAAUCCUGGAUUGAAGGAGGUGUCAUUGCCGGCGUUGUAGGGAUCAAUGUGUUUGUCGGCUUUUUUCAAGAGUUUUCUGCCGAAAAAACGAUGAACUCGUUGCGUUCGCUCGCAUCGCCAACCGCGCACGUCAUUCGUUCCGGCUCUUUGGUCACUAUUGCCGCAGGUGAAGUUGUACCGGGCGACAUUUUGGAAUUGUCGACGGGUGACACUGUCCCUGUUGAUUGUCGCAUUCUGGACGCUAUGAACUUUGAGACAGACGAGGCCCUGCUUACGGGCGAAUCGUUGCCUGUUGCCAAGUCUCACACGGAAUUGUUCCCCCCUGCGGAAGACGGCAUGGAGAUGGGUGUCGGCGACCGUCUUAAUAUGGCAUAUUCCUCUUCGACUGUCUCAAAAGGCCGCGCCACGCUUAUUUGUACGUCAACGGGAAUGAACACGGAAAUUGGCAAGAUUGCCGAAGCGCUUCAAGGCUCUGCAAAAGGCAGCAAGAUUCGCUCUGUGAAGCGCAAUGCCUAUGGCAAAAAGCGCCCUCACCAUUACAUGGAAGCGGGUGUGCUUACAGUGUGGGACCAAAUUGCACUGUUCCUUGGCAUUGUUAAAGGCACGCCACUCCAAAUUUUGCUUUCCAAGCUCGCUGUUCUCUUGUUUGUCAUUGCUGUCAUCUUUGCUAUUAUUGUAUUUGCUUCGAACAACUGGCACGACAACGAAGUGAUUAUUUAUGCGGUGGCGACGGGUGUCAGUAUGAUCCCUGCGUCGCUCACCGCUGUGUUGACGAUUACCAUGUCAAUGGGCAGCCGUGCUAUGGUGCAGCGAAACGUUAUUGUCCGCAAGUUCGAGUCGCUCGAGGCACUCGGCUCUAUUACCGACAUUUGCUCCGACAAGACCGGCACCUUGACGCAAGGCAAAAUGGUUGUCAAGAAAGCAUGGGUUCCCGCCGUUGGACAAUUCACUGUCUCGGAAGCCACUGAACCCUACAACCCAACUCUCGGCGAAGUCUUACAAUAUGACGGAAGCCCUGCCGAGGGCGAUACCAACGAGCAAGGCACUGUGGUCGCGUCCCAAGGCAGUAGCCAGGGUGAUUUGCAGACUGAGCGUCUUCCGCUGCAUGACUAUGUUACGAUUGCAUCGAUUUGCAACCUUGCCAAGGUGUUUUACGACCAGGACGAUGAAACAUGGAAGGCCCAUGGCGAUCCGACAGAAUGUGCUCUUAUGACCUUUGCUUGUCGCUUUGACAUGAGCUCUGACAAGCUCAAGGAGCCCUCCGCCGACUCGGAGGGGAAGGUAGCUUCGGAGAGCGCACAAUGGAAACUCGUCGCCGAGUACCCAUUCGACAGCAGUGUAAAGCGCAUGGCUGUGAUUUACACAAAUGUACACACCAAUGAGCACCGCGCCUUGAUGAAGGGCGCAGUGGAACACGUACUCAAGGCAUGCAACGAGAUUCGCAUGCCUGGCGGCGAUGAGCCGCUGACGGAGGAGGCGCAAGAACUUGUCUUGCGUAAUAUGGAGGCGCUUGCGAAACAAGGCCUUCGUGUCCUUGCACUUGCACAACGUACACUUUCUGACGCGGAGGCAGAAAAAGGCGACACGUUGCAACGCGAGGCGGUUGAGUCGAGCAUGACACUUGUGGGCCUUGCCGGCAUUUAUGACCAACCGCGUCCCGAGUCCAAAGGCGCAGUGGAAACAUGCCAUCGGGCAGGGAUCGAAGUGCACAUGCUUACUGGUGACCAUCCUGGCACCGCAUGCGCUAUUGCCGAACAAGUCGGUAUCAUCCCAUCGCAAGAGCUGAUUCAACAACGCCACAGUAAGGAAGUCGCGGACGCUUUAGUGAUGACUGCGUCACAAUUCGAUCGCCUUUCGGACGAGCAGAUCGACAGGCUACCCAUUUUGCCGCUGGUCAUUGCUCGCUGUGCACCCCAAACCAAGGUCCGCAUGAUUGAAGCAUUGCACCGUCGCAAGCGCUUUUGCGCCAUGACGGGCGACGGCGUAAAUGAUUCGCCCUCACUGAAGCUUUCCGACGUUGGUAUCGCAAUGGGCCAAGCUGGGUCCGACGUGGCAAAAGACGCGUCGGACAUUGUCCUCACCGACGACAACUUUGCAUCAAUUGAGCAUGCAAUCGAAGAAGGCCGUCGCAUGUUUGACAAUAUUCGCAAGUUUGUCCUACACCUUCUCGCACAAAAUGUGGCUCAAGCAUGUGUCUUGCUGAUUGGACUUGCAUUCAAGGACCGCACGACCAUUUCCGUAUUUCCACUGAGUCCCGUUGAGAUUCUCUAUGUGAUCAUGGUCACGAGCGGGUUUCCCGCCAUGGGUCUGGGCAUGGAACCUGGCGCUCCCGAUGUCAUGGCGCGCAAGCCCAACGUGUCUAAGUUUGGUAUUUUCAGCUUUGAAAUGGUGCUUGAUCUUCUUGUAUAUGGGCUUUGGAUGGCAGCCCUUUGUCUUACCACAUUUUCGCUCAGUGUCUACCGCUGGGGCGACAGCAAUCUCGGCGUGGACUGCAAUAAUAAAUUUAAUGAGUCGUGCGACGUCGUAUUCCGCGCGCGUGGCUCUACCUUUGUGGUAAUCACUUGGUUCUCUCUGUUCCUUGCAUGGGAAGUGACCAACAUGCGCCGCUCUUUUUUUCACAUGCACAAUAGCGCGCACUGGUACAAUCAAUGGCUCGUGGAUUCGUGGCAGAACAAAUUUUUGUUUGGCUGUGUUGUCUUUGGCUUUGUGAGCGUAUUUCCCAUUGUAUACAUCCCUGGACUGAAUCAUGUCGUGUUUCUACACAAGGCACCGCGCGGAUGGCAGUGGGGAAUCAUUUUUAUCGCAACCUUGCUCUUCUUCCUCGGCACCGAAUUCUGGAAAUUUGCAAAGCGCGUCUAUUUCCGCUACCAGGACAAGCACGAAAAAGACUCUGCAUUUAAUUUGCACGCUGUCGACACUGAAAAGGGCGACGAUAUAGCAUAG
Molecule: messenger RNA, 3285 nt
Organism: Malassezia vespertilionis
Lineage: Eukaryota; Fungi; Basidiomycota; Malasseziomycetes; Malasseziales; Malasseziaceae
Gene: ENA2
Product: P-type Na(+) transporter
Exons: 1
Coding region: 1-3285 (1094 amino acids)
Biological process (GO): calcium ion transmembrane transport; intracellular calcium ion homeostasis
Cellular component (GO): plasma membrane
Molecular function (GO): P-type calcium transporter activity; ATP binding; ATP hydrolysis activity
Source: RefSeq, a predicted model, not a curated record